AUGGAUGAUGAUCUUUCGUCCAGCCUUCUUUGCCAAGAAAACCAAACAUUCUUGGAAGGAGAUGUGGGAGAUGAAGAAUACUCAUUCAUUCAAUUGCGUCAGGAUUGUGGUGUUUCAGAGGAUGAGCAUGUGGGUGUUUUGAUUGAGAGAGAGAUCAGUCUUGGGUUCAAAAAGGAUGAAACUUUGGCAUUUGGGGACUGGGUGAAACGUGCACGCUUGGAUUCAAUCAAUUGGAUUCUCAAAACAAGAGCAACAUUGGGUUUUCGCCUUCAAACGGCUUAUUUGUCUGUCACAUACUUCGAUCGAUUCCUUUCAAGGCGGUCCAUUGAUAGUGAAAAGUAUUGGGCAAUUCGGUUACUAUCAGUUGCAUGCCUUUCUCUGGCUGCAAAGAUGGAGGAGUGCAAUGUGCCGGGGCUAUCAGGGUUUCGAUUGGAAGAUUAUUGCUUUGAGAGCAAAGUGAUUCAAAAAAUGGAGCUUUUGGUGCUGAGCACAUUGGAGUGGAAUAUGGGUGUUAUCACUCCCUUUGCUUUUCUUUCUUAUUUCAUCACAAAGUUCUGCAACGAAUCCCCAUCAAGUCCUAUUUUUUCCAAGACCAUGCCACUCAUCUUCACCACAAUGGAAGAGGUCAAUUUGAUGGAUCACAAACCAUCUGUUAUUGCAGCAGCUGCUACUUUGGUGGCGCUGGAUCAGCAAUUGACGGUGGAAGCUGUAGAGUUGAAGAUGAGUUCAAUUCCUCAACAUUGGUUUCCUGAACCUAGAGAUGUAUUUGUGUGCUACAAUCUGAUUCAAAGAUUAUACGUGGAGAAAACUAGAAGAGACAAGCUUUUACAUACGCCAAAUUCUUCACUCAUCCGAUCCAAGCCAAUUGACAUGAUAGAGAGUUCUCUAGUUACUUCUUCUGCUAUGACAAAGAGAAGAAGACUCACAUUCAUUGAUGAUAAAGAUAGUCCUGAUGGGAAGGGACUCCACCAGGGAAAUCCAAAGUUUUGA
Gastrolobium bilobum is the source of this 990-nucleotide messenger RNA. RefSeq names its product cyclin-D5-1-like. Bases 1 to 990 code for a protein of 329 amino acids. Gene Ontology annotation, biological process: regulation of cyclin-dependent protein serine/threonine kinase activity; mitotic cell cycle phase transition. Lineage: Eukaryota; Viridiplantae; Streptophyta; Magnoliopsida; Fabales; Fabaceae. Gene Ontology annotation, molecular function: cyclin-dependent protein serine/threonine kinase regulator activity. The transcript is spliced from 5 exons. The record is from RefSeq and is a predicted model, not a curated record. Gene Ontology annotation, cellular component: cytoplasm; cyclin-dependent protein kinase holoenzyme complex; nucleus.